UUAAAACAAACCCAAACACAAAAUAUGACCGUUGGGACGCUCCUCUUAUAUCAAAUCAAACCGUCUCAAAACAAAAGCCUGAAAAGCAAAGCGUACAUUCAAAAGAGAGAAGCCAAAACGAAAAGCAGAGGAGCCUCACACAUAUCAAAUCAGAAGAUUAAUCAUAUUCCCCAUCUUUCUUCUUCUUCUUAACCUUCGUCUAGCUUGUUCUUCUCUUCAUUAAUGUCAAAGAUGAAGUCUGAUCGUAGGCCUCCACUUGCCAAAUCGCCGAUCCGGCUCCGUCCCCGUCGAGUCCUCCAAUCAAGUUCCAGUUCUGUACAAACUCCUCCAGGUUCUUUAACAAAAUCCCAGAAACCAAAUCUGACACGGGAAAUGGAAGAAUCGGAUCUUCGAUCCGAAAAUCACACCAUGUCCUGUGAGUUACGGGCUCUAGCGAGGAUGGUUCAAGACGAACUUGGAAAUGCAAGUUCAACAAGUGUGGGGCUGAGUAACAAUUCGAGCACUAACUCGAGUCCCCUGUUUGAGAGAGGAAGGUUUUAUGAGGUGUACUCUGCAAGGAGAAACGAGAGGCUGAAGAGAAAGAAAGGAGAAACAGAGGAAGAGGGAAAGACUCCGUAUCAUCUUGGAGUGACCGUUGAGUCCUCAAAGAAAAGGGAUUCGAAGAAAUUAGAAAGCUUGAGGAAAUCGGUGUCUGCUGCUUAUUCUGUAGAGAGAAGCGCGAAUCCUCGGUAUUCAUUGAGAAGCUUGAGCAAAGAGAACAAGAAACCUCCUCUGCCUUUCAAUGUUGAGAAAUCUGUGUGUCCAAGUGAAAGGAAAGUUGGGACCCGAAGGGUUAGGAAAAUCUGACCGUUAAGUGGGAUUUUAGGAGUUCUUUUGUUAUGUUGCUAUCUUGUUUUUUGGAUUUAGGAUCAACUGGAUCUGAUUUCAUUUGUGUUCAAAUUGAUUAGUGGUUUUUCUGGUUUUCCGGUAAAAUAUUUGGACAAACUUUGAUGUCUGCGGUAAAUAGUUUAUCUCAGUCUCUGCUUUUGCAUGAGAUAUUCAGAUAUCAAGUGGUUGUGCAUAUAUUCCUUCACCGUUAUAUGAUCUUAGAAUCAGUUAAUCCAAAUGCCAUUGCUGUCACAAA
Messenger RNA from Jatropha curcas, 1123 nucleotides. RefSeq lists its product as uncharacterized. The record is from RefSeq and is a predicted model, not a curated record. Lineage: Eukaryota; Viridiplantae; Streptophyta; Magnoliopsida; Malpighiales; Euphorbiaceae.